UCAGCAAAAUAGAUAAGCCCAAUCUUGAUGGGCUAUAUAAUCAGAAUGUGGUUUAAUCAUCCGCAGUUGUGAUCGUGGCAUUAACGGAACUGGGCGUGAUAAACAAUGGUGGCGCCUGUAUUAGUAGAAAUUCUAGACCCAGCGACACUGGGCGAGGGUCCACACUGGUACAGCGAGGAGAAUGCCUUAUACCUGGUGGAUAUCGAGAACUACACAAUUAUUAAGUAUGAGAAGACAACUCGCAAACAGAUCAGGGCCAAACUAGAGGAGAAGCCACAUUUUAUAAUUCCUAUUGAGGGCAAGAAGAACCACUUCGUGGUCUCUCAAGGCCGCAAAGUCGUGGAGAUCGAAUGGACCGCAGAUGAAGACCCUCCCAGGAUCCUGAGAACUAUCACAGAAGUAGACCAGGAAUACCCUAACCAUGUGUUGAACGACGCGAAGGCAGAUCCUAUGGGAAGACUGUACACUGGCACUCUUACUGAUCUGGUCGGCUCAGAAAGACCCAAGGCGGGCUCUCUGUACCGCAUCGACCGAGACCACACCACUACCAAGGUGGCGUCCGGCAUACAAGUGUCCAACGGGCUGUGUUGGGACCUGAAGGCUAAGGCAUUCUACUACAUAGACUCUCUGACAAGAGUCAUCCAAGUUUACGACUACAAUGUGGCCACCGGAGACAUCUCGAACCCGAGAAUAGCGUUUUCACUGAUAGAGAACGAUUUGAAGGGCUACCCGGACGGCAUGACCAUCGACACAGACGGGAACUUGUGGGUCGCCAUCUUCGGGCAAUCACAAGUUUUGAAAAUCGAUCCAAGAAAGAAGAAAGUUCUGGAAACUAUCGAGAUCCCGGUUCCACAAGUGACGUCAGUGACCUUCGGAGGUCCGAACCUAGACAUCUUGUUCGUGACUACAGCGUGUGUAGACUUUGAAGGGAAGCCGGAUCGGCCUUCGGGAACUACUUACGCUGUGUCCGGGAUCUCCGCCAGGGGGCACCCGAAUCUCAAAGUCAGGCUGGAUUAUAUUUAGAGGUGCCAUAUCGGGAAGGAACCUUGAGUCCGGAGUUUUUUCAGGAUAAUUUCAUAAAAUUGUUAAUGCUGUGAUGUACGUAAAUUAUUUUUACUUUAAAA
Trichoplusia ni (cabbage looper) is the source of this 1124-nucleotide messenger RNA. Its product is annotated as regucalcin-like. Gene Ontology annotation, biological process: L-ascorbic acid biosynthetic process. The transcript is spliced from 6 exons. The record is from RefSeq and is a predicted model, not a curated record. Lineage: Eukaryota; Metazoa; Arthropoda; Insecta; Lepidoptera; Noctuidae. Gene Ontology annotation, molecular function: calcium ion binding; gluconolactonase activity. The coding region runs from base 106 to 1023 and encodes 305 amino acids.